Diceros bicornis minor is the source of this 2647-nucleotide messenger RNA. RefSeq names its product enoyl-CoA delta isomerase 2 (gene ECI2). Lineage: Eukaryota; Metazoa; Chordata; Mammalia; Perissodactyla; Rhinocerotidae. The coding region runs from base 1434 to 2513 and encodes 359 amino acids. The transcript has 10 exons. Gene Ontology annotation, molecular function: fatty-acyl-CoA binding. The record is from RefSeq and is a predicted model, not a curated record.
AUAUUUCAAGGUUUGAACCUAGAGUUCAUCCUACUCUGAAAGUUAUGUAACUGCAGAGGAGGCAGUACAUUUGUUAGGUUGAGCUUUAUUUGUGUUAUUUUAAUCAUCUUUGAUGCUGUUGGGGAGGGUGGAGAUCCCCUUUCUAGUCGUCUUCUGUUCGUGUGGCUGUACUAAUAUACAAGACCAGAUCAACAGGAGAAAAACCCGAUUAAUUACAUGCCCCGGAGAGAAUCAUGAAAAUGAUGCUCGGAGAGUGAACAAAGCAGGAAGUGUAUAUAUAUUUUACACAAAGAAACAAUAAACGUGUGAGAAAUUGACAAGACAAAGAAACUUAGGUUUAGGGUAGGUAAUUAGUGAGGAAUUUAAACAGAGUUUAGGUUUGAGAUAGUAUAUUAACGAGGUUUUUUCAUGCAGGCUCUCUGCCCUGAGUUCCCUAGCUCUGGUGAUAAGGAUGCAGGGAGAGCACCUUUCACGUUGAAGAUUUAUUUCCUGCUUUCAGAUGGAACAGAGACAGGAGGGUCAGAAUGCCCUUUUUGCUUCUCAAGUAACUUUAAUUCAAAAUAAUCAAUGUGCCAUUGUGCCAUAUUUUGGGGUAGCCUGCCCUGGGCCCCAACAAUCCAUUAACUUUAUUAUUCAGAGUCAUCACUAUGAACAUCCAGGUUUUGCUCGUGACCUCAACACUAUGCAUUUGUACAUUUGAAGUUUUCCCCUCCCCUCUGCUUACUGUGUGUGCUUAAAAACCUACUUACCUGGCCGUGCUUGCCGUUUCUGCUCUGCUCCUGGCUGGCUGGUUAAACAUCAUGGGGUGAGGACUGGAUAUGUCUGCUCAGCUGGACUUGACAGACUAGCAUGCACAGCAGGUAGAUUCCUCCGGGUAGGUCCCGCACCUUGCUAAGAAAGAAGUGGUCCUCUGUGUGGAAUGCCAGCAACUGCUUCACCUACCCUUUUGAACAGUUCUUAUAUCUUCACCCAUCUCAGCUCCUUCCACCGGCUGUUAUGUUGGAACCCAUGUUUUGCAGAGCAGAGAGAAAAAAACUGACUAGGUUUAUACUUUGUUAAUCAGUGAACACAGAACGUGUUUUUGGACUUUGGGACACAAACAACUAGAUUCUUUUUGUGCACUUUACCUGCUUAUCUUGGUCUCCUGCUCACUUCUAUCUUGCACACCCUUCAUUUACUUCUUGCCUGUGGCAAAAUUCAUAUGGACAUUCUGGUUCUGGCUGCUUUUCUCUAUAUCUAAUUUGAGUUGCUACAAAUACCAUGCUGGGUUGUAGCUUUCUUUACCUUGUUUAAAAAUUACUACAGUUAGCUUCUGUAUUGAUUUCUUAUCUAGGGAUCAUUCUUGAAACCACUAACCAUUUGCAGCCAGCUUACCAGGUCCUCUGCAGGUCAUUUGUUUCCCAGCGCUUAAGCUGCAUGUGAGUGGAGCAGCAAUGAGAGCCAGUCUGAAGGACUUGAAAAAUGCAGUGAAUCAGGUGAAACUCCUAAAGAAGGAUCCAGGAAAUGAAGUGAAGCUGAAACUCUAUGCACUGUAUAAGCAGGCCACUGAAGGACCUUGUAAUAUGCCCAAACCGGGUGUCUUUGACUUGAUCAAUAAAGCCAAAUGGGAAGCAUGGAAUGCUCUUGGUAGCCUGCCUGAGGAAACUGCCAGGCAGAACUAUGUGGAUUUGGUGUCCAGUUUGAGCUCUUCAUCUGAAUCCUCUAGCCAGGUGAAGCCUGGAGCAGACAAGGAACACGCGGGAUAUGGAACCCUGGUGGUGACCUCUGAAGAUGGCAUUACAAAGAUCAUGUUGAACCGGCCCACCCGAAAGAACGCAAUCAGCACUCAGAUGUAUCAAGAAAUCAUACUUGCACUUAAAGCUGCAAGCCAGGAUGACUCAGCCAUAACUGUUCUAACGGGAAAUGGUGACUUUUACUGUAGUGGGAAUGACUUGACCAACGUCACUGAUACUCCCCUUGGUGGAAUAGAGGAGAAAGCUAAAAAUAGUACCAAUUUACUAAGGGAUUUUGUAGCCUCUUUUAUAGAUUUUCCUAAGCCUCUGAUUGCAGUGGUAAAUGGUCCAGCUGUGGGAAUCGCUGUCACCCUUCUUGGGCUAUUCGAUAUCGUGUAUGCCUCCGACAGGGCAACAUUUCAUACCCCAUUUAGUCACCUAGGCUUAAGUCCAGAAGGAUGUUCCUCUUACACUUUUCCGAAGAUAAUGGGUCCAACCAAGGCAACAGAGAUGCUGACUUUUGGAAAGAAGUUGACAGCAAGAGAAGCAUGUGCUCAAGGACUUGUCACUGAAGUUUUUCCUGAUGCCACUUUUCAGAAAGAAGUUUGGACCAGGCUGACAGCAUAUGCAAAGCUCCCCUCAAAUGUCUUGAGAAUUUCAAAACAGGUCAUCAGAAGUAUGGAGAAAGAAAAGCUACAUUCUGUUAAUGUUGAAGAAAGCAGCAUUGUCCAAGAAAGAUUUCUGUCAGAGGAAUCCAUGAAUGCGGUCAUGAACUUCUUAUCCAAAAGAGCAAAACUGUGAUGACUAUGGCAGCAAAGUGAAGCAUUGCAAAGGAAAAGGUGUGCUCUUACUUCUGAUUUCCAACACCUGACCUAAAUAUACUUCACUGUGCCUUUUUUCAGUGAUAAAAUAUCGUUUAUGAUGAUUAUAUCUCA